UUGAAUAGCAUCGUUAUUAUGUAUUCACUAAACCUUGGAGCGCAGUGCGUGGCCGGUGGAGUACGCAGUCGGUGGGGAUCUACGGCGGUGACGAUUGAGCCAAAGCUGUUGCUUAUGUUAAUCAUGGAUGAUGAUUCUGAUGAGUAUGAAUUUGCGAAGUGCAACAUAGCGCUUCUAAAAGAGACGAUUCGUGAAUUGCGCGCGAGUGACACACCGAACGCUAAUUGGCCCCUGCUGCCCGGUCUUCGGGAUGAAUGGGAGCUCUGCGCUGAGACCGAGGAUUCGACCUCGCCCACAGCCUCUGCCAGGAAGCGCGCUUUAUCUUCCAGCUCCGGCAUCAACGUGAAACGAGCUCGCCGCCUGUCUGCGCCCUCCUCCGACCCAGAGGACUCUGCCGGGAGCGAUGUCGCCUCUGAGGCUGACCUCUCCGGCUCUCCGGCUGCCCCGCCGGCCCUGGACACCCCAGCUGUCGCCCGGGUUCCCUCCGACCCGCCGCCGCCCUCCAGCAGUGAACUGACUGUAACCGCCGCGCCGGCCGGUGGAGGGAGCACCGGUGCCGCCGACGGCCCGGUGGCAGCGGUGGACGUGGCGGCGCUAGAGUCUCAGCAGCUGACAGACGCCAGUCACCUGCGGCUGGAGCCAAACCUGGUACUGGUGGCUGCUGAUAGCGCUCUGGACGCUCCGACCGCCGCCCGCUGGCUGCAGCACACGCUCACACCCAAGCUGCUGUCCGGUGAGAUGCCGUCCGCAGAGCUGGCCUCGGCUCUGGUCGGUCUGUCCGGCCGACACCCUGAGCAGAUCAUCGAGCACUGUCUGCUGCCUCUGACGGCCGGAGAACUACUCACCUGUGACGAUCUGGCCACCCGACUGGUCACCGAGGGACUGCAGGAGACCCACCGGAUGCAGCUCGUCAGAUGUCUGUGCGGCCGGCCACUGUCUUCUGCAGCCGUCUCCCUGCUGCUCUCACUGCUGCCCGUCUGCCCACCCUCCGCUGAUCUGGCGACCACCCUCACCGACCGACUGGAGUCCUCAGCCGCCGAGGAGCAGCACCGCUCCAGCGCCGCGUUCGCCCGUCUCCUGCUCCUGACGGUACAGCGGACAGGCCAUCUACUGGACGCCGGCGAGCGAGCGCGGCUGGCGGCGGCCGCUGAGCGGGGUCGUACCGCGCUCAGGAGAGCCGUCCAGGCGGCGCUCAGGAAACUGGAGUGACUGAGGUGAUGCAGUGACUGGUGGUGGAGCGUGCAGUAAUCUCUGGUCAGCGACUCAGUGGCGAUGUGCAAAGGGUGAGCGAGCGAAGUUUCAGUGAGUGUGACGGUGGCGCCGGCAGUGGCUUUGGAGGUGUGGCGGCGGGUCGGACUGGCUGGCCGUGUGUGUUCGAGUCUGUUGUGUGCUGGUCCAGUGGUAUGGUGGCUGGUUGUGCUGUGUUGACUGCUGGGUUCCGAGAUGUGCUGGGCGUGCGUCUGUGAUGCUGGGUAAGGACAGAGCGUCUGCUCUGUUUACUGUGUGUUGUAGGACGAGAUGGCGCUCGGGCUGGAACCGUCCCUGGUAGGUGGUGUAGUGAGCUCUAUCAGCUCUCGAGGCUGCUGGGGAUCGAUCGUGAUGUCUGGACGUCCAGCUGGGUGUAUGAUGCAUGCUCAAUUACAAUACCCACGGUACCAGAUGGCGCACCACUACAGGACGUGACGUCCGCUUCUCGACCUCAGGCAGGCAGCUGGUGUGGCGACAUUGCCUCCCGGCUGUCCUACAACGCUGGGUUCUAGCUCACUACCUGGUGAAUAAGCAGAGGGGCUAUUUUUUUUAACCCUCUGUCAAUAUCCGUUGUCCAAAAACCCCAGUGUUUCGGACAGCGCGUUCUUGCUUCUCGGUCUUCGUUCGGCUGAGCCCUUGGUGCGCGAGUGUGUAACAUUGACCUGCAAUGGGGGUUUACCUCACCGCCAGAGCCUCGUGAUUUACGGACUAGCAAUCAACUGGGGCUCGCCGGUCGGCCUCUGAGGUAUCUACAGCUAAAUUGUGAUAGGUGGAUGACAAUAGCAUGCAUAAUACUAGUGGGUGUUCACGAGGGUGUACAGCCGCGUAUCUAGUAUUUUUGGUUGUCCUGGCAUUGGAAAUGCCUCCGCACUCCUUAUUUUUCUUCUCUCUACGGGCCGCCGCCCUGUCCGGUGAUAUUGCUCCAAGUUUUGGUUGUGUUGGCUGUGUGCGGUGAAGUUCGGUUACUUCUUUGGUGUCAUAAUAGGUCAAGGGGAGGGUACGUGCUGCACGUGGUGAUGGGUGUUUGGGCGCGGUGUGUUUCAGUCACAAAAUGAGAAGAGACAAUAUAUUUGCGCGCUACGACUGCUCA
Messenger RNA from Amphibalanus amphitrite, 2338 nucleotides. RefSeq lists its product as uncharacterized. Gene Ontology annotation, cellular component: Fanconi anaemia nuclear complex. NCBI's taxonomy places the organism in Eukaryota, Metazoa, Arthropoda, Thecostraca, Balanomorpha, Balanidae. Bases 19 to 1209 code for a protein of 396 amino acids. The transcript is spliced from 4 exons. Gene Ontology annotation, biological process: interstrand cross-link repair. The record is from RefSeq and is a predicted model, not a curated record.